Molecule: messenger RNA, 3013 nt
Organism: Pogona vitticeps (central bearded dragon)
Lineage: Eukaryota; Metazoa; Chordata; Lepidosauria; Squamata; Agamidae
Source: RefSeq, a predicted model, not a curated record
AGAUUGUAUGACCAGGUUUCUCUCUCUCUCUCUUUUUUCAGCUUCUCAUAAACACUCGAACAGGUUGAUAAGGAAAUCUGGACUGAGCUCAUCCCUGGGAUUGCUGACAUAUUGGUUGGAUCAAAGGCAUGUCACAGCCCACCUGGAAAACCGCCAGCCUGUCCCUGACCAUUGGCUCCCCAGCCAAUGAAGAGCUGAGCAACAGUAAAGCCCGUCACACCUAUUCCACUUUGAUCCAGCCAUUAUCCAUUGAUCCUCAAAGAAUGCAGAAUCCACCCCAGAUCCAGACUGGGUGUUCCUAUGAAGCAGCCCCAGUGUUCAUAAAGGGCCUGCAGAAUAUCAACGCCACUAAAGGCCAGCUAGUGGUGUUCGAAUGCCGAAUACAAGCAUCCCCCGCUCUCCAAGUUCACUGGUACAGAGAAUACAAUGAAAUAAUUGAUUCUGCAGACUUCCGAAUAUUAAGAAAAAAAGCUUCCUCAUCCCUGGUCCCGGAGGAAGUCUGCACCUUGGUAAUUACAGAAGCUUUUCCUGAAGAUACGGGAAUAUUUAGAUGUAUUGCUGAAAAUGAGUUUGGUGCAGUGGCAUCCAGUGCACAGCUUUUUGUUUCUGAAGGAAUGGAAGAGAUUGAAAGUUUCAAAGCAUCUCCCUCAUCAUCAGAUGUGAUGGCGUCAAUGCCUAUCAGCUCUGAACCAAACAGCCAAUAUAUGGCAGCAGGAAGAGAUGUCCAGAACAAACCUUCCAGUCUUACACCACAAAAACCUUCUAGCUCAGUAAAUCAGGUACAACACGAAAGUGCCUGGUGGCAGAACAGUGGUGAUGAGAUGAAGGAUUUCCAUACUGGCUAUGAACAGCCCUCGGAGAAUUCGUAUUCAUGGGAUAAUCAUCACCAAGACAGCCACUCUUUGCAGAGGCAGGGGUUCUGUUCCACCCAGGAACCCAGCCAAGAAAGGCCACAAAAUUUAUCGUCUCAUUCUUUCGAGCCAACAGCUCAAAACCCGUUUUCACCUUCUAAAACCCAGGACAAUUUUCAAAGCUUUCCCAUGAGUGUCAGUAAUCUCCCAUCUGUGUCCUCCAUGUAUCAGCCAAGCAUGUUUAAUUACGAGCGUCCAAAACACUUUAUCCAGUCUCAGAAUACAUAUCAAGGGAAACCACAGCCUCCUGGACCAGAAAACUCUACUGCUACCCUUCCGAGCAGGCAGACCAAGCAGUCUUCCAUUCUAAUCCAGCCUUGUAACCCUAAUGAGAAGAAGUUUUCUUCCUCCUCAUCGCUGAGCUCGCCAAUCUCACUCUCCUCGCCUUCAUAUAGCGCUUCCUUUCCCGUAACACCUGCAUCUGCACAGUCUCCUGCUAGCUCCUCAUCUGGGCAGAGGACUUCAUCCAUGCAUAACCAGUCCCCUGCAGCAUUCCUUUGCUCCGUCUUGCCCUCCCACUUUGAUUAUAAUAGCCAAGGGCCAUCCUCAGUGGAGUCAAAUUAUUCAAAGCCCAUGUACAAGAAGCAAACCAGCAGCCCCAAACAAGUGCAGAAGACGUCAGACAGAGAGAUACAAGGAACGAAAGACGCCCUCAUUCAAGAUUUGGAGAGGAAACUCAAAUGCAAAGAUAACCUUCUCCAUAACGGGAAUCAACGUUUAAGCUACGAGGAGAGAAUGGCUCGCCGGUUACUUGGACCAGAAAGUGCUGCAUCUGUGUUUCAACCACAGAGUGAAGAAAAUACACAAGACACACAACAGCAGAAUUUGGAAAGCACGCGGCUGCAAGUGCCAACAGCACAAGUAAGGAGCAGGCCAACUUCAAGAGGGGAGAGGAGUGAGCAAGCGUCAAUCCAGGAGAAGUUUUUUCAACCACGCUUUGUGCAAGUACCUGAAGACAUAACAGUUGAAGAAGGACGAUUCUGCAGGAUUGAUUUCAAGGUCAGCGGAUUACCAGCUCCAGAUGUGGCUUGGUACUUAAAUGGAAGACUGGUUCACCCAGAUGAAUUUCAUAAAAUGAUUGUAUCUGAAAAGGGCUUCCACUCAUUCAUUUUUGAAGUUGUCCGAGUUUAUGAUGCUGGAACCUGGGAGUGUGUGGCUUAUAAUCGUGCUGGAGAAGCUUCCUUUACAGUAAAACUAGACGUUAUUGCCCGAGAACAUCGAAAAGCCCCAGUUUUUAUCUUUAAACCUCAAAGCACAAGAGUCUAUGAAGGGGAUUCAGCCAGACUUGAAUGCCAAGUGUCUGCAAUUCCUCCACCCCAGAUUUAUUGGAAAAGAAAUAAUGAAAUGGUACAGUUCAAUACAGACCGAAUCUGCAUGUUUCAUGAUACCUCUGGAAAGGUUUGCUUGCUGAUCCACAACGUAAAUAAAAAAGAUGCUGGUUGGUAUACAGUAUCAGCAGUCAAUGAGGCAGGAGUGGCAACAUGCCACGCCAGACUGGAUGUAGCUACUCACACGUACAAGCCAGUUCCAAAUCCAAAGCCGUUGAAAGUUAGACCAACUUUUAGCAAAUACCUGGCACUCAAUGGUAAAGGUCUGGAUGUCAAACAAGCUUUCUUUCCUGAUGAAGGGGAGUUUCAACGCUUGGCAGCACAGUCUGGACUCUAUGAGAGUGAUGAACUUUAACUGACAAUAAAGAAAACUACAGUAGUUGCUCUUGCAACACACUUACAAACAGCACAUAGAUGCAAUUAAGUGGUUUGUUGCACUGAUUAGCAAACAUGAUUAAUAUAUUUUUAUUUAUAAAUUAACUCUUGCUGUUAUUUCCUGCUGUUGUGAUUUUACUAAGUUCAAUUUUUAUGAAUUUGUGUGACUGUAGCAGAGGGAAAGCUAAAUUCUUUGUUCUUUUAACAAUAAAGGCCAUGAAACUAGGCCGAUGGGUGAUCAUAUGAGGGUAUGUAGAUUCAGUCACCAGGCUUCUGUUUGUACUUCUUUGUUCAUACCUCCCAUAUUACAAUUUCUGCAGGCUGAAUACUAAACAUAAAUAUGAGUGUUUUUAAUUAAAGUGUUAUGUCUAAUGCAAAUAAAGUUUUAAAUACAAGAUC